AUGUCUAUGCCAAUGCCUGUAUUGUCCGCAUGUUUGCCAGAGUUUCAAAGUGACCAGCCAAUCUAUUCUCUCUCACCAAGUCCAAACCUUGCAUUAAAAUCAUCAACCAACAAUAUCCAAGGAUUAUCAAAGCAAUUGAUGGAUUAUCACAUCAACAGACAAAUCACAAGGAGCAUGCACAUGCCGUCAUUGAGCCAGUCAUAUGCAAUGAUCACCAAUUCCUCCAUGCAAUAUAUGCAUCAAAUACAAGAUCUUCAACACAAAAACAAAGUUCUUGAGGAGAGGUGUAGCACUUUACAGCCUACCGACGUCAUAGUGACUGGAAAAGACAACACUACGGCUGCAUAUCUUCAAGACAAGAUUGGUGCAACAAUCCCUUACUCUGAAGCAUCCGAGAUUUGUGCCUAUGCGACAGCUCUACUGGGUCGGAUCUUUGACCUUGGAUAUGUAGCACCAACAUUCAAAGCUCUCAAGUUUGAUGCUUUAGAGUUCUUCAAGAAAGAGCUACGGAAGAAAUCCUCACAGUCACCACCGGAAUCAGUAACUUGCACCGAGUCCAUUAACCCAUCUAUCGAGCCAGUCAUUCAAAGUCAAUAUUGUGCCAUCCCUGUCAUUUUAACAGCUGGAAAUCAACAGCUCAAGAAUGCUUCAUUCAACGAUCCUCUUAAUGUCGCAGAAAAAGCAUGGAAGGAAAAGCACAAAGGGUCAAAGGAGAAAUUCAAUAAGUAUUUUAAUACCAUUUCAGCAAGUGAACGUGAGACCUUCAAAAGCGAAGCUAAAAGGCUAAAGGCUGAAGCGGCAGCAAAAUAG
Molecule: messenger RNA, 810 nt
Organism: Serpula lacrymans var. lacrymans S7.9
Lineage: Eukaryota; Fungi; Basidiomycota; Agaricomycetes; Boletales; Serpulaceae
Exons: 7
Coding region: 1-810 (269 amino acids)
Source: RefSeq, a predicted model, not a curated record